UUGAGAUACUUUUCGGGUUCCAAUGAGAACGGACUUCGGGCUUCGAAUCACGAGUCGGUUGCCGACUCGUAUCGGCGGCUGCUGGCAGUCCGAUAUAAACUCUCAAACUGUACGGUUUGGUUUGGCAGCGCAGCUGAAAAGCGGAAAACUGAAGAGGAAAAGCGGUGGAAGAGGGGAUCGAGGAAGGGCAGCGCGUCGUGUGUUUUCAUCCUCUUUCUGCAAUAAACAAUUGUUGUUCUACAAGUUUAAACAAUUAAAAUCUGUGGGCUAAAGUGCAAUACAAAAAUCGAACAUUGAAGCAUUCCAAUUAAACUAACAAUCCAAGUGCAAUACAAAUAAUCCAGCUAAAAAUCGACGAGAAUAUUUACAGAAGCUGUGUUCAUAAAUAGAUUUGCCCAAACAACGCAAAACAAACCAAUAAAAGCAAAUCGAAUUAACUGUAUAAUCAGCAAAAAAAUUCAAUACACAUAAAAGCAUAACAAAUAAGAAUAAACUUAAUAAGCAUUUAAAAUAACAAUACCAAUUUUGUGCAAUUUCACGAAUAAUAAUAAACAUAUACAAAAAUUAAAAACCUUAAAAAGGUUAAUCGAUUUUUGCUAACUACUUUUGCGCUAAAUCAAAAAUAAAAACCUAACACUUUAUAAACUUCAAUUAGCUAAUUGUUAUAAAAUAAAAUUUAUAGAAUUACCAGUAAAUAAAUAAAAUACAAUUUCAAAAGCUACAAGGUUUUUAAAGAAUAUAUUAAAUUGCUAAACAAAUAUUAAAUCAGCUUUAAAUGAAUUUUGCUGAGCCGGAUUACGUUUGAAAUACACGCAGCAGAAUUUUCACAUUUAUAGACAAAGUAGCGCAUAAUAAUUAAACUGAAAACAUGCUAAAAGUGGCCUAAAUCACAGAAACGGGGCAGACAGAGUUCGGAAAACGGAAUACCAUGGUGCGACUGAAUGUUGCAGAGCAACACAGCAGCAGCAACAACAACGGCAACAUAAGCAACAGCAGCAUAAGCAACACCAACGGAACAAUAAUAACUAGCAACAAUAAUGCGGGUGGCAGUUGCUCCUCGACAACCUCAUCAACGACCAGUUUGAAUAGCAAUCCGGCCUCGCCCGCCUGCACUAUGGUGAUGUUGCCGGCACCGCAGCAACACUUGUUGGUGCAGCAGCAGCAGCAGCAGCAGCAGCAGCAGCAGCAACAGCAGCAGCCGCAGCAACCACCGCCACAGUUGCAGCAGCAACAUGGCCCGCAGCAACAGCAGCAACAGCAGCAGCAGCAACACUCUCCCUCGGAUGGCGGUUCAUCGAAUUGCUCGCUGCCGGCAUCGCCGCCUUUGCUGCAGCAAACCGCAACUCCGCCGCAGGGCGCCCAGAUUGUGCCGCCCGUGUGCGCGCUGCACCACCCACAACAGCAGCUGGCCUUGAUGGCGGCCAUGCAGCACCACCACCACCUGCCGCCGCCCCAUGCCCUGCACCACGCCCCACUGCCGCCACCGCCCCCGAAUCUACCGCCACCCCACGAAAAUGGCCACGGCGGCGGUGGGUCCGGCGUGGCGGUUGGUGGUGGUGGCAUUUCGCCCAACGGCGGCGGUGGCUCCUCCGCCAGCAGCGUGAGCAGCCUGUCCAGCGGCAGUGGCGGUUCCGGAGGUCAGGUGAACGGUCUGAGUAACGGUACGAAUGGCAUUGCGCCAUUGCCGCCGGGUCAGCUGUAUAUCCAGUAUCCGGGCGAGUUCUAUCCGCCGGAAUACUACAUCGCACCGCAUCCGCACGAGGGCAUCUGUCCGCAGCAUCCGCACCACCCACACCCGCACCACCACCAGCCCAUGUGCGCCAUGUCCACGGAAUACGGUAAGCCACAAUCAAAGAUGAUUACGUAUACGCACUGUUUCGACCUGAAGUGUCCCGCCGUUCAGAUGGUCUCCCAGAACCGACCUCCACCACCGAUGCCGGUGCCCGUCCAGGUGCCGCAGUACGUCAACGAGAACGGAACGCUGACCCACGUGAUGCUCUCGCCGCAGCAGUACCAGCAACUGCAUCCUGGCCAGGGACACCUCCAUCCAGCGCCAUUCAUAAGCGCGAACGGCACUUCGCAUUUCUACACUCCGGUGGCGGGCUAUCCUGGCCCAGGACCUGCGGGCAAUGGUCCACCACACUAUCACUUGCCGCCACCACCGCCGCCGCAACAGCAGCAGCAGCAGCCACCACAACAACCACAGCAGCAGGCGCCACAAGGACCACCACCGCCACAGCAACAACAACAACAGCAGCAGCAGGUGGCACCACCUGCGGUCCAAGGAGCACCAAGCACUGGAAGUGUAGGAGCUGCCCAAGGAGCACCAGCCACUGCGACAGCCACCCAUACACACGCCCAUUCGCACUCCCACUCACACGCCCACUCGCACACACAUCCCCAGCCACAUGCACAUUCCCCGCACUCGCCAUCGCCGCCCAAUUAUCGGGAUGAACGCAGCCAGCGGCAGCACAACAAGCUGCUCCGGAAGCUGGAGAAGCAGCGGGAGUCAAAUCCCCCGCAUUCGCCAUCUCCACGUCGUGCCAACGAACUGAAUGGUCACAAUAAUAACAACAUUCCUCCGGGUGUGCCCCUGCCCGGUCACCUCAAUAACCACCAUCAUGCAGUGAACCAUCAAGGACGUCGCCUGCCGCAGCAGCACCAAGGGCAGGCCCAUCAGGUGGCACAGCAGCAACAGUCGCAGGCCAGGAACGGGAAUCCGCAGCAUCCCCAGAGAGCCGGCAGCAGUGUGGGUGGCGCCAGCUCCGUGGGAACUUCCGAGGAUGGCGAGGAUAACUCCAGUCUGGCCGGCGAUGAUGAGGAGGAGUACCAUCGCGAGAACAGCAUCAUUGAGCAAAUCUCAGCUAUUGAAAAACCUGAGGUAAUCGAUGUGACUUCGCGGGCGGCCAAGAUAAUUUGGGAGAGUCCAGCCAUUGCGAAUACAGUGACGGUGGAUAUGCGGCAGCUCCGGUACCAAGUGCUCCUCUGUGAUUCUGGAAAGCAGUGCAAGUACAAGAGCUUGUACCAAGGCGAGGCCUACGAGUGCAUUGUGCAAGACCUGCAGCCGGGUCAGGAUUACCUAGUCCGCUUGCAGGUGCACUACCAAAAACUUACGGGAACAGUGAGUGAUCCCACAGAAUUUCGGACGCCACCCUGUGAGCCAGACCAACCGCCGCCUCCGAAACUGGUUUCCCGGACCAAGAACUCCAUAAACCUUCGAUGGGCUGCUCCGGCAGCAAACGGCGCCAGCAUACAGCACUAUCUGCUGGAAUACGAUGAGGGCAGGAUGCCGGGACAACCGCAAAAGUUUGUGGAGUUGGCCAAGAUCAAGGCCAAGCACUAUGUCAUUGGAAAACUGCAGCCGACUACGGUCUACAGUUUCCGUUUGGCAGCGGUUAAUGAAGCGGGUCAGAGUCCCUAUUCUCCGGUGGCCAGCUACAGCACCUCCGGAAAUCCUCCGCCAGUGCCUAAACCACCUCAGCUGCUGGCCAGCAGUUCCAGUUCCCUAAAACUGGGCUGGGAGCGGCGGGCUCAAGAUGGUGACUUCCUGCUGCAACUACAAGAUGCAGAAACAGGUCAUGGUUUCCUCAAUACCUACAAGGGUACAGAGCUGCAAACGGAGUGCCUGCAAUUAAGGCGGGCUAGCAGCUACCAAUUCCGUCUGAGAUCCGAAAACGAAGCCGGUUUUUCACCCUGGUCACCGGAGGUUAGCUACCGCACUUUAGCGGAACGCCCGGGAAGGCCAGGGAAACCGCAUGCCAAGGGAAAGAUUCAUGGCACUCAGUUUAAGGCCCGCUGGGAUGCACCCAGCGAUUCCGGUGGUGCUGAGAUCCUGUGCUACCACUUGGAGUUAAGUGCCGCUGGGCCAGCUUUCGAAAGGAUCUACAGUGGCGCCGAAACAGAAGCCAUGUGCGAAAGACUUCAGCCGGGUACCACAUACGCUCUGCGAGCCUGUUGCGAAGGUCCAGCUGGUCAGAGUCCGUACUCCGAUAUAGGACACGUCACCACGGAGGCGGUGCCACCAUCUGCUCCGCCUCCACCGCAUUGCAGUGAUCCUCCCUCGCCGUACGCCGCCCUACUGAAGCUCCGGCCUCCGGAAUAUAACGGUGGAGCUCCGAUCUUAGAGUUCGAAGCCCAGAUGCGUCGCCUAGAGCAAGUGCAGCCUCCGCAGUUGGUUUACCGCGGCAAGCAGACCUACUUUGUGGCGCAGGAUCUGACACCCGGUGGCAUGUAUGAAACCCAAGUAAGGGCCAUUAACCGGAUUGGCGCCGGUAGCUGGUCCCAAUGGAUGAGAUUUACGGCAGCAGCUGCUGCUCCUGGAGUUCCCGAAGAGUUACGGGUUCUGGUGAAGUCGGCCACCCACCUGGGUGUCAGCUGGCAACCGCCUUUACAGGAGAAUGGUGCCCCAGUGACCAGUUACACCCUAAAAAGUGCCAGCCAAGAAAGAAAGGAAGAUGACUCGGAGGAGGAGGUCAAAGAGCCGCCUAGCUCCGAAUUCCACAACUGCUAUCAGGGACCACAAACCUGCGCUGAACUGAGAAACCUUUCGCCCUACACACGCUACCAUUUCCGCAUCCAGGCGAGCAACUCAGCCGGAACGGGAAACUCCUCCGACGUGAUAAGUGUAUGUACGCCAGCCGCAGUUCCAGGAGCUCCUCAAAUGCAGGGCUAUGAGUUCACCGCCCAGGAGGUCACACUCAACUGGACCCAGCCGGCGGCCCACGGCUCGCCCAUAUGCUCCUACAACAUUGAGUACGGGGAGAGAACUAUCGCCACUCCGGACGCCUGUACACGCUAUACUGUUAGUGGCUUAAUGCCGGAAACCGGCUACAAGUUCCGUGUUCAAGCGGUCAACGCCAUUGGUGCCGGAGCUUUUAGUGCCUAUGCUAAGCUGACCACCCAACCAGCUCCUCCGGCACCACCUCGCUUAGAGUGCAGCGGUGCUGGCCACAAUUACAUAAAGCUCAAGUGGGGUGAGAACGGAAACGGCAAAGUGGUAAACUCCAAUCCGUCUGGAAAUGGAGGCGACUUUACCAAGUACUUUGUGGAGAUGUAUGUGGCCAGAGCUAAGCAGUUCCAGGCCGUCUACUCUGGCACGAAUUGUAUGUGCAAGGUGCACAAAUUGCAAGAGCGAAGCAGCUACACUUUCCGGAUUUAUGCCCAUACCGAUCGGGCUGGCGAUGGGGAUUACUCGGAGGAAUUUGUUUUUGAAACUUCGGCCACUCUGCCGGCGAACAUAAAGCCUCCUCGUGUUGUCCAAGAGGGAAGCGUAUGCCUAAUGGAGCUGCCUGGCCAACUGGGAAUGCAACUAACACUGGAGUGGCAGCACUCAAAGAACUCCUUCAAUGAUCGUGUGGAGUACGAAUUGCAGUAUGCAGUUUUGGGCGCAGCUGAAUUGGAGGGCGAAUCAUUGUCGCCAAAAGGACGCAGCAGCAGUUCCAGUGGCAGCUCAAAUGGAGCGCCAAUUAAUUUGCCCAACCAUGACUACAGGCAAUUGUAUCGCGGUCCAGAGACCAAAUUCACCAUUGACAAUCUGGCAGCUGGUACAUGCUACCAGUUCCGAGUGUGUCCAGUGCGGAUAGCGGCUGGCGGAGAACUGCUGUACGGUCAGCCGUCCAGUCCGUUGCGCUACCAGGUGCCCAGUGAACUGGAUCCUAGCUCGGCGACCUGUCAUCACCACCUGCACGGCUCCACCGCAACACCGGCGAUGGCCUCCAGCCAGAGAAGCAGCCGAAAACUGUCCGCCGGCAAUGGCUCAACCAACGGUCUGCACAUGCGAUCGGUAAGUGCGUCGGCAAUAAGUGGAGCGAGCGGCGUGGGAGCAGAUCCCGUGGCAAUUGGACGACUGCAGCAGGAGCUUUCUGGUUUCAAUGCCUGCGCAGAUCCCCAGCAUCACCAUCAUCAUCAUCACCACCACCACCAUCAGCCGUGCGGUGGCGGCGUUGGAGGAGCCGGUGGAAUAUCCGGGGCAACGGACUCGCACCACCAGCAUCAGCACCACAUGCACCACUCACAUCACAUGCACCACGCCCACCAUCCGCACACCGGAAUGGGCGGUAGCUCUUCGAACUCCAGCUCCUCAACGGCGGCGGCCAUAUCCUCCAGUUUGGCCCAGGCGGGAGGAUUAAGGCGGAUCGUUUGUAAAGUUACUUCACUGUACUCCAACCGGAGGCGUCUUAGCGACCAACAAAAGGCCGUGUGCAUUGUGGUCUCCUUCCUAGUGGGCACUUUCCUGGUCGCCAUGCUCGUAAAUAUGUUGAGGGGCUAAAAAGAUACGAGAUUCAAACAAAUGGCGCCCAACGUGGAGUACCACAGGAUUUGAAGGCAAAACGAAAGGAGAACAGUAAAACAAAACAAAAAACAAAUAUGAAACACUUUAUGUCUCAAAGAAGUGAUUUAAACCAUUAGUUGUAAUUAUGUAUUUUUUAUAUAUUUACCCUAACUGAAUGAAACAAAAUCAAAUUGUAUAUUGUCUAAUUUUAAACAAAACAAACAUAACAGGAAAUCAAAAAAAAAAAAAAAUGGAAUGGAAAGUGGAAUAGAGAAGGAGAGAUGAGAAGGCAAAACCCCAUUAAUUGUAUUAAAUGUACACAAAACCGCAACAGCAUACAUUCACACAGCUAAAUGUUAAAAAUGGUAUUUACUUAUAAUAUUUGUUGUCACAAAACGAAAGUCUAAUCUCCAUAUGUGCUAUAAACAAAAGAGACCAGCCAGCAAAUGAAACUAAAGGCUCACUAGUACUUGUCAAAACCUGUUUCGAAAUGCUUAUCAAGCUUUUACUUUCUGUGUGGCCCCAAAAAAAGUUGCAUUUGCCCUCCCGGCAGGAUUGUAAAAUUCGUGUAUAAUACGUGUAGAACUAGCAUGUGGGCGUGGCCCCGCCCGCAGCGCAUGAUUUUUUUACAAGACUUUUUGUAAAAUGUAUUCCAAGAAAACGAUUGUAGAUAGCUGGUCAACAAAUUGCACCAUCUAAAAACACUCCUAAGUAGCUAAAAAAAAGAAAAAAAUAAACGAAUGGUGGAAGGGGGGCGCUUAUUGAGGCCAGAGGGCAAAUGCAGAACGAAUAAUUAAACGAAAAGUAUGAAUUUAUUAGACUACUAGCUACAAGUAUUCAGUGCUGUAUAAUUGUUUCCCCGAUCGCUCCAAUCUACGCAGAUAUAUAUAUUUAUAUAUAUAUAUAGAUAUAUACAAAACAUAGAUAUAUGUAAAACAGCAGACGCUUCUUUCAUUCUCACAACCUUUUUAUACGAGUUAUUACACAAUUUAUUAUAUACUUAUUAUACGACAAGCAAAAAUUGAGAAAACCAAGGCAACCCCAGUGGGGGCUGCUAUAUUCGCUGGCAAUCCAACUGUUGCAUUUCACAACCAACCAACCAACCAACUAAAUAAAUUCAACCCGACACUUUUCGUAGGCUGUCCCACGUGGCUAUAGCAGCCCCAACUAGGCAAAGUGAUUUAUAUUCCAAUUAUUAUUAUUUUUCUAAUUAAAUAAAUUAAACUAAAUGUAAUUGUUUCUUUCCAUAGCAUUUAAUGUGAAUUAUACAAAACGGAUUCUUAUCUAAAAAACCAAGAAAAAAGAACAAAAAAAUACAAAUACACAAAAGAAAAGAAAACAAAUGUUUGUUCAUGUAAAGCAUAAACAUUUGCUUGAUGCAAAUUAAAAACAUUAUAUAUAUAAAUAAAUAAAUAAACUUAAACAGAAUCAAAUGAU
Messenger RNA from Drosophila melanogaster (fruit fly), 7708 nucleotides. RefSeq names its product miles to go (gene mtgo). NCBI's taxonomy places the organism in Eukaryota, Metazoa, Arthropoda, Insecta, Diptera, Drosophilidae. The transcript has 7 exons. The record is from RefSeq and is marked reviewed. The coding region runs from base 929 to 6268 and encodes 1779 amino acids.